AAUGAUGUGCCCCCACCUGUUCCUGAUUUGGUGCUAUCUGAGCUGAAUGACGAAGAAGCUGACGAGUUGUUAGCUUUAGGAGCGGAAGCAUUGAACUUUGUGCCAAUUGCUUCGAAUAGCAAAAGAGGUGGAGUCAGUGCAAGAGCGAGAGGUCGAGGCUCGAAAAGAGGACGAGGUUCAAAACAAACUGGAGCAUUUAAUGCCGCUAUCAGUCAUGAUGAUAUUAACAAGCGCUAUGACGAAAUGUUGGAGACAAAACUUAAAAGAGGUGUUAGGGAGGGUUCGGAACCUUGCAGCAGUGGUGGUGUGAAACACAUGAGUAUUCAUGGAAAGAAAACGUUGUCAAUUCGUGAACAGCAGGAAGCUCAAAUGAAAGUUUCUAUCAAAGAGAAAGUUGCUAUGAUGAAGAAGCUUGAAAAAUCGAAGGGCAGUUUACUGGAAACGUUGGAUGACAUUGAAGGCAAGGCAGAAACUCCGUUUGAGCUGAUUGUUUUACUCUGUGAAGCUAGAGGUAGAGAUCCUGAUGCAAUCGACAUGCUUGCUCUUGAAGAAUUAGGCAAUGCUGAACGAGAUGGCAGUACGAGGACUGCUGGGGUA
Strongylus vulgaris is the source of this 597-nucleotide messenger RNA. The record is from the annotation of a GenBank genome assembly. NCBI's taxonomy places the organism in Eukaryota, Metazoa, Nematoda, Chromadorea, Rhabditida, Strongylidae.